This is a messenger RNA of Leptidea sinapis, 3621 nucleotides long. Its product is annotated as putative inorganic phosphate cotransporter. Gene Ontology annotation, biological process: transmembrane transport; monoatomic anion transport. The coding region runs from base 227 to 1840 and encodes 537 amino acids. The transcript is spliced from 10 exons. Gene Ontology annotation, molecular function: transmembrane transporter activity. NCBI's taxonomy places the organism in Eukaryota, Metazoa, Arthropoda, Insecta, Lepidoptera, Pieridae. The record is from RefSeq and is a predicted model, not a curated record.
GUGCUCAUGCGCAGCACUCGUAUGAUAGUCGCUGCCGAUUGAUAAUAAAAUACUACAUAUCUCGGAAACAUUAGUAACUACAGUAUACUGUGUCCGUGAACGUUUGAUACUUGUGUGCUUGUGUGUAAAUCGUGAAUAAUUAUAAUGUAUAUUAUACUGUGUCGUAUUCUGAAUUAAAUUUACUGUCUAAAGUAUUUGGAGGCAUUGAUAUAUAAUUAUAAGCAAAAUGGAAGACGAAAAUGGCGUGAAUCAAACUCAGGCCCAUAACCUACUGGGUCUAAAAACCCCAGUCCCACAGAGACGAAAUGACACCGCAUUGACAAAAACUUUGAGAUCAUGUUGUGUCAUCCCUCAACGUUACAUAUUAGGAGUGAUGGGACUUCUGGGAGUGUGCAACGCGUAUACUAUGAGAGUUUGCCUCAACUUGGCAAUCACGCAAAUGGUAAAUCGCACGAAAUCUAGCACCGAGCAUUUUGAUCCUGACGCCUGCCCAAGUGAUGAUAUAGUUGGUGGAAAUCACACUAUAACUCUUAAGCCGUAUGCGAUUUUUGACUGGGAUGAAAAAACACAAGGGCUGAUUCUAAGUGGAUUUUACUAUGGUUAUGCGGCAACUCAGGUACCUGGUGGUUACUUAGCUGAGAAAUUUGGUGGAAAAUGGACAUUAGGUGUUGGGCUCCUGAGUACAGCACUGUUUACUUUUCUUACCCCAAUUGUUAUUCGCGCUGGUGGAGCAACAUGGCUUUUCAUACUAAGAGUACUACAAGGAAUGGGGGAGGGACCAACUAUGCCCGCUCUUAUGAUAAUGUUGGCCCGAUGGGUACCUCCACAUGAAAGGGGCUUUCAAGGUGCCCUUGUAUUUGGCGGAGCCCAAAUAGGGAACAUAUUUGGUUCAUUUAUGUCUGGAAUAUUAUUAUCUGACGGCCGGGAUUGGGCUUACGUGUUUUAUUUCUUUGGCGGAUUUGGAAUAUUGUGGUUCACACUUUGGAGCCUGUUGUGCUAUAGUACGCCAAAUACACAUCCUUACAUAUCGAAAAAGGAGUUGAACUACUUAAACAAGAGCGUGACAACUGCUGAGAAUAGUAGUAAAAAAGAUCCAGUACCCUGGAAGGCUAUACUUCGUUCCGUGCCGGCGUGGGCCCUAGUAUGGGCGGCAGUCGGUCAUGAUUGGGGUUACUACACGAUGGUAACAGACCUUCCAAAAUACUCACACGACGUAUUAAAGUUCAACAUAGCAACAACUGGCGUGUUGACCGCACUGCCUUACAUUGCAAUGUGGAUCUCUUCAUUUAUCUUCGGAUUUGUCUGCGACUUGUGUAUCAAGAAAGGCUGGCAUACCAUCAAAACAGGACGAAUUAUACACACUACUAUUGCUGCGACAGGUCCAGCCAUUUGCAUUAUCAUGGCGUCCUAUUCCGGAUGUGACAGAGUAGCAGCUAUGGUUUACUUCGUGCUGUCCAUGGCUCUUAUGGGCGGUUUCUACAGCGGUAUGAAGGUAAAUGCUCUGGAUUUAGCACCGAACUACGCCGGUUCUCUGACGUCUUUGGUCAAUACUACGUCUACUUUCGCUGGAAUUAUAACUCCGUAUCUCAUUGGAUUGUUGACCCCAGAUUCAACCCUCGUGCAAUGGAGAACAGCAUUCUGGGUUUGUUUCACUGUGCUGGUAGGAACCAAUGUCGUUUACUGCAUAUGGGCAGAUGGAGAGCAACAAUGGUGGGAUGACGUCAGGAAAUUUGGAUAUCCAGCGGAUUGGAAGCAUGGUUCCUUAUUACCAGAGGAUAAUAUCGAACAACCAGAGGCUGUUAAACUAUCGAGUAAGAAAAAUACUGAAGACGACUCUUAAUAGGACUUAGGAAAUGCAUUCAAAUGUUCGAUCUGUGUAGCGCUGUAUCAGAAAGGCAUUAUAAUUAUGGUUUAAAAUUUCGUAGCAAAUACUGCCAUAUGUAGUUGUAUUGCUAGCCUUAUUGGCAACAUGUCACUACUCAAGAAUGCUUAUUGGUAAUUGAAAGAAAAUUAAGUUGUUAUUUAAUGAUUACAUUGAUUACUUUAUAUUCGUAUUUUGGAGUAAAUGGUUUAUCAUAUCACUGAAUCUUGAUUUGCACCGUAUUUAUUUAUAGACCCUCAGGUACAUUAAGUGGAGUUCUUAUUUAGAGGUAUAUACGUUCAUAAUGAGAUUGUCAUAUUGUAUGAUGCUAUUUUGUUUUUGUGGUAGAAUGUGCUCGUAUUAUUUUUGGGAAGUUUGCUCUCGCACUUAAAUUUGGAAUUUGAAUAAUUUGUUGUGCCUAGUUAAUAUAAAAUAUUCUUCAGCAAUAGUUUUUUUUACGACUAUAUUAUAAAUAUUGUAUAAUGAAGUUCAUUCGUAUCAACAGAUGAAGGUGUUUUUCCUAUUGCUUUAAGAUCAAAACAUAUGUUGUCAUAAUCAAAAUAAAUUAUGAAUUAAAAUCCACCACAAAAUCAUAAAGUUGGAAUAUUGCCUUAUUAACCCAUAUAAAUUUUUAAUUUAGCUUACAAUGAUAAUUUUGAUGAUUAUAGAUAUUUUGUAUAAAUUUUAUUGUACCUGUUAAAUAUUUAUACCUUUAAAUCCAUAAGUUUUUUUAAUAUUAUGCAUAAAUAUCUCAAGUGCUAAGUCUACAUGCAAAUUGGGAAUUAGGGAUUAGCAGAUACUAAUCGGCUAACCGCUGAGCUCUCGACUAAACGACUGGGUUACUUGAUGAAGUUACACGUGUUUGGCCUUUACAUGAGGCAUCCUCAGGAGCUGUUGUUUCGUAGAACUCUGGAACGAGACACUAACAAAACUUAGCGGUAUAAAAACUUAAGAAAUUAUUUCAUAACAUUAAAAUAAUUGUAGAUUUCCACAAAAUAUCGACGGUUUGCUUUAGCCAUACAAUAAAAUUGUAAGAAAAGUUCUGAAAUAUUUGUCUUGUUUAUUCGCUUAUACUGAAUAGUAAUGAUAUGACACGAGCAUUUGUUGAUAAUGUUAAAUAUAGUCACAAUGAAUGGUAUGCUAAAAUAUUAAGUAGACAAUAUUUCAUAUUUUGAAUGAGAGCCCAUAAUUGCAAAAUUUAAUCGCAUCGCUUUAAUGAAACUCUAGCAGAGCGGACAUUGUAAGCUCCCACUAAUAAUUAUUAUGACAAAAUGAAAUUGCAAUAAGCUGAUAGAUAAAUUGAAAAUUUAAUGUAUAUUGAACAUAACAAUUUUAUAGAAUUAGACAAUUUUAAGCUUGUAAACUCUCAUAUUUAUCAUAGAUAUAUUGCGUAGCAUUAUUUAUGUAGCAUCAAUAUUAAGUUACUACUUAUAAUUAUCAGAUUCUAGUCAGGCUUAUAGGAAUAAGUCUGUUAUAUAGUUAGGUUUACUGUAUCCAGCCAUAAAGAAUAGUACAAAAACUUAUUGGUAUAACAGCAUGAGCCUAAUUAGAUAACUUUAUUAAUAACUCUUUAUUAAUAAACUUGUGGUUUUUAUUUGGUUCUUGCUAGUUUUCUUUACAUUGUAACAUCUUCUUUAUAUUGUAACAUCGGAUUAAACAUAUUUUAAAAUGUGAAUUGUACGUUAAUAUUUGUACUGUUACAAGUUUGGUUAUUUUUACAUAAUAUGUAAUACUCAAGAUAUUAAAGUGCUUAAAAUAUU